Messenger RNA from Lepus europaeus (European hare), 3089 nucleotides. RefSeq names its product SEC23 homolog B, COPII coat complex component (gene SEC23B). The record is from RefSeq and is a predicted model, not a curated record. Gene Ontology annotation, biological process: COPII-coated vesicle budding; COPII-coated vesicle cargo loading; endoplasmic reticulum to Golgi vesicle-mediated transport. Gene Ontology annotation, cellular component: endoplasmic reticulum exit site; COPII vesicle coat. The coding region runs from base 428 to 2731 and encodes 767 amino acids. Lineage: Eukaryota; Metazoa; Chordata; Mammalia; Lagomorpha; Leporidae. Gene Ontology annotation, molecular function: zinc ion binding; GTPase activator activity. The transcript has 20 exons.
CUGGUAACUAAGGCGAUGAGAGGGAUUUCCCACGGAAGCGAGCGGAUGUCAUUUUGUGUGAGGGCCAACCCCCGGGGCAUGCUGGCUAGUAGCGACGAGGGUGCGGGUCUGGAAGGCGCCGGGGUCCCUGGGGCAGAAACGUUUCUCGGUGGAUGUAGAGAAACGUGUUGUGAGAAACUGUAUCUUUGAAGUGGAGGCGUGACCGUCUUGCCCGGGUCCAAGAUGACGGCGUGGCGUCUCUGACCGUGUCGCUUCCGCUCGUCCGCGCUGAAACCCCCCAUUGAUUGGCCAGCGGACGGCGCCGUGGCGUGACGUGCAGGGGCGCCGGCCAAUCCGUAGAGAGCUGAGCUGGACUUGGAAGUGGGAGCGAGAGCCCGGCUUUUCCAGCUGUGGGUUUGGACGGCGGUGGCCAGUUCCCUUUCAGACUAUGGCAACGUAUCUGGAGUUCAUUCAGCAGAACGAAGAGCGGGAUGGCGUGCGUUUCAGCUGGAAUGUGUGGCCCUCCAGCCGCUUGGAGGCCACGAGGAUGGUUGUUCCUUUGGCUUGUCUCCUCACGCCUUUGAAAGAACGGCCCGACCUGCCCCCUGUACAGUAUGAGCCUGUGCUCUGUAGCAGACCGACUUGCAAAGCUGUUCUCAAUCCUCUUUGUCAGGUUGAUUAUCGUGCAAAACUUUGGGCCUGUAAUUUCUGUUUCCAAAGAAACCAGUUUCCUCCAGCUUAUACAGGCGUAUCUGAGGUGAAUCAGCCUGCCGAGCUGAUGCCCCAGUUUUCUACAAUUGAGUACGUGGUGCAGCGAGGUCCCCAGACCCCUCUGAUCUUUCUCUAUGUGGUCGACACAUGCUUGGAAGAAGAUGACCUUCAAGCACUCAAAGAGUCCCUGCAGAUGUCCCUAAGUCUCCUUCCUCCAGAUGCCCUGGUGGGGCUCAUCACUUUCGGGAGGAUGGUGCAGGUGCACGAGCUAAGCUGUGAAGGAAUCUCCAAAAGUUAUGUCUUCCGAGGGACCAAGGAUUUAACUGCAAAACAAAUACAGGAUAUGCUGGGCCUGACCAAGUCAGCCAUGCCCAUGCAGCAACCAAGACCUGCUCAAGCCCAGGAGCACUCUUUUAUUUCAAGCAGAUUUCUGCAGCCCAUUCACAAGAUUGACAUGACCCUCACUGAUCUUCUGGGAGAGCUGCAGAGAGACCCGUGGCCAGUAACUCAGGGGAAGAGACCCUUGCGCUCCACCGGGGUUGCCCUGUCCAUUGCUGUUGGCCUGUUGGAGGGCACGUUUCCUAACACCGGAGCCCGGAUCAUGCUGUUCACAGGCGGUCCUCCCACCCAAGGGCCUGGCAUGGUCGUUGGCGAUGAACUAAAGGUUCCUAUUCGUUCCUGGCAUGACAUUGAGAAAGAUAAUGCACGUUUCAUGAAGAAGGCAACCAAGCAUUAUGAGAUGCUUGCUAAUCGAACUGCUGCAAACGGCCACUGCAUUGAUAUUUAUGCCUGUGCCCUUGAUCAGACUGGGCUUUUGGAGAUGAAGUGUUGUACAAACCUCACUGGAGGCCACAUGGUGAUGGGAGAUUCUUUCAACACUUCCCUCUUCAAGCAGACAUUCCAAAGAAUUUUUAGUAAGGAUUUUAAUGGAGAUUUCCGAAUGGCAUUCGGUGCUACUUUAGAAGUGAAGACCUCUCGGGAACUGAAGAUUGCAGGAGCCAUUGGUCCGUGUGUAUCCCUGAAUGUGAAAGGACCGUGUGUGUCAGAAAAUGAGCUUGGUGUUGCUGGCACAAGUCAGUGGAAAAUCUGUGGCCUGGAUCCUACCUCUACGCUUGGCAUCUACUUUGAAGUUGUCAAUCAGCACAAUGCCCCAAUUCCCCAAGGAGGCAGAGGCGCCAUCCAGUUUGUCACUCAGUAUCAACACUCCAGCACCCAGAGACGCAUCCGUGUGACCACCAUCGCCCGAAACUGGGCAGAUGCACAGAGUCAGCUCAGGCACAUUGAAGCCGCAUUCGACCAGGAGGCUGCAGCAGUUCUGAUGGCGCGGCUUGGGGUGUUCCGAGCGGAGUCCGAGGAGGGGCCCGACGUGCUCCGGUGGCUGGAUCGACAGCUCAUCCGACUGUGUCAGAAGUUUGGACAGUAUAACAAAGAAGACCCCUCUUCUUUCAGGUUAUCAGACUCCUUCUCUCUAUAUCCUCAGUUCAUGUUCCACCUCAGAAGAUCGCCGUUCCUCCAGGUGUUUAACAACAGCCCCGAUGAGUCGUCGUAUUACAGGCACCACUUUGCACGGCAGGAUCUGACGCAGUCCCUCAUCAUGAUCCAGCCGAUCCUCUACUCCUACUCGUUCCAGGGGCCCCCCGAGCCAGUGCUCCUGGACAGCAGCAGCAUCCUGGCCGACAGAAUUCUGCUGAUGGACACCUUCUUCCAGAUUGUCAUUUACCUGGGUGAGACGAUAGCCCAGUGGCGGAAAGCGGGAUAUCAGGACAUGCCUGAGUACGAAAACUUCAAGCACCUCCUGCAGGCACCCCUGGAUGAUGCGCAAGAAAUCCUGCAAGCGCGCUUCCCGAUGCCGCGUUACAUCAACACGGAGCACGGAGGCAGUCAGGCUAGAUUUCUUUUGUCCAAAGUGAACCCAUCUCAGACACACAAUAACCUGUUUGCCUGGGGCCAGGAGACCGGAGCCCCCAUCCUCACUGAUGACGUCAGCUUGCAGGUGUUCAUGGAUCAUCUGAAGAAGCUGGCAGUGUCCGGCGCCUGCUGAGGGACGAUGUGCCCGGGAGGGGAGGACGCACUCUGAGAGUGUGCACGGUUGUUUGUAAAGGCUUAGUAACGUUCCUUUCACUCUUCUGGUGGGUUUUAAGAGGUCAUCAAAGGAAAUUCUGACUGCAGCCCUCGAUUAUAAGUUAUUUGUAUUCCUCUUCUGUGCCCUUUUUCCUGUACCAUGCAAUUAUAAGGUCAUCACUGUUGUGCUACUUGUAGAUGUUUAUGUUCUUUUUCUGUCCUAACUUUUAUAACCUGUGUGAAAUCAGAGGUCAUGUAUUUUGGCAGCUUGUUUAAAUGGAAACCUUAAUCAUCAUAAUGGAAAUAAAUCUGGCCGGAAAAAGCACCAACUAAAACAA